Messenger RNA from Daucus carota subsp. sativus, 3457 nucleotides. RefSeq names its product nodulation receptor kinase. The record is from RefSeq and is a predicted model, not a curated record. Bases 468 to 3257 code for a protein of 929 amino acids. Gene Ontology annotation, biological process: protein phosphorylation. Gene Ontology annotation, molecular function: protein kinase activity; protein binding; ATP binding. The transcript is spliced from 15 exons. NCBI's taxonomy places the organism in Eukaryota, Viridiplantae, Streptophyta, Magnoliopsida, Apiales, Apiaceae.
GCUGCCCUUUCCUUUCGUAUUAUUCUAAAGGAAAACUGUAUAUUAAUAUUAUUGAUAUACAUCCCAGCUACACUACUAACAUAAACCAUUGAGAUUAGCUUAAUAUAAUCCAAUAAUUAACAACAUUAGUCUGUAUGUAUUGUUCGGAACCAUCUAUCCUUCAUUUCCUACCAGUUCUAUAAUUUCUAAAUUCUAAGUCAAACUGAAAUUUGGCCCGGAACUCUGCCCCUAAACCUCUUUCUUUGUUUUCGUGGGAAGGUUUUACCUAACUGAUCUGCGCCUGCAGUCCCAGUAUUCAUAAAACUAAGGACUCAACCCCCCACCCCUCGAAAAACUGCAAAAUGUCAAGGCCUUCAUAAGCGGAAAAUUGGGUGUCCAGAACAAAGUUUGAGGAAGUCUUCUGCGGAUGUCAACAAAAAAGUUUAGUCCCAUGAAGAUCAGAUGGGGCUUGUACUCCUGAUAAGGAGAUGAUGGGAAGUUCAGAUUACUGGACAAGAGGAGUUUUUACCCGUUCUACCCUUUGCAUCCUUAUAGUUCUUCAAACUGCUGCUGCCCAACAAGGUUUCAGCAGUAUACAGUGCUGUGCGGAUACAAAUUUUACUGACUCAACUACUAACAUAAGUUGGGCUACAGAUGACAACUGGUACCCAGAUAAACUAACUUGUCAAGGCAUAACUCAACAUAUUGAUAAUACCACAUUAUCUGUUAAAACUCGAGUUUUUAACUCGAGCUUUGCCACCAAAUGGUGUUAUAACUUGACAACAAGGAAGGAUCAAGACUAUCUUAUAAGAGGUACAUUCAGAGCUGGAGAUCUACAGAAAGCACCUCAGAGUAGAAUCUUUGAUGUACUAAUAGACGUUACAUCUAUAGCUCAAGUGAACUCAUCAGACGAUGCUGUAGUGGAGGGAAUUUUCAGAACUACUAUGGAUUAUAUGAACUUCUGCUUAUUGAAAGAACAAGGAGAUCCUUACCUGUCAAAACUUGAGCUGAGGCCAUUAAGUUCAAACUAUCUGAAAGAGAAAGCUUCAACUGUUCUCAAACUUACACAUAGAAUCGAUGUUGGAAAUACAGGGACGGCUAUCAGGUACCCAUAUGAUCCAUAUGAUAAAAUUUGGAGACCGCAACCCGAUGAUGUCCAUUCCACUGAUGCCACAGAGUCAUCUGUGCUCAAUAUUUCCAUCAUCCCUACUAGCACAGUACUGCCUCCUACCCAAGUACUACAAACAGCUCUAACCCAUCCAGAGCGCUUAGAAUUCCUACAUAAUGACCUAGAUACUGGAUAUUACACUUACAAUCUUUACAUAUACUUUUUUGAACACAAUGAGUCAGUACAAGCGGGGGAUCGAGUGUUCAAUAUAUACAUCAACAACGAGAAGCAACAAGAGGUUGACAUUUUGAGUGCUGGCUCUAAUCAAAGAACAGUUGAUUUGAACUUCAAAGCUAAUGGGGUUCUGAAUUUGACACUUGCCAAAACAAAUGGCUCCCAGUUGGGGCCAAUUUGUAAUGCCUAUGAGAUUUUGCAGGUUCGACCCCAACUUCAUGGGACCACACAAGAAGAUGUGAAUAUCAUCAUGGAUGUGAAGGAUAAUUUAUUAGUAGAAAACCAAGAUAACAAAGUAUUGAGAAGCUGGUACGGAGACCCAUGCCUACCCCUUCCAUGGAAUGGCCUGUUUUGUACAUCAAUUGAUGGUUCCUCAGUUAUCACCAAGUUGAAUCUGUCUUACAAAAAUCUUCAAGGAUCACUUCCUCCUAGUAUCUUAAAAAUGCGCCACCUGAGGGAAUUGAACAUGAGCAACAACAGAUUCACUGGUGUUGUCCCAGCAUUUCCAGCUUCAUCCAUUUUGACCUCACUGGAUCUCAGCCACAACAAUCUUAAGGGAAAGGUUCCAGAAUCACUUGCUUCACUUCAACAACUAACCACACUUUCAUUUGGAUGCAAUCAGCAUAUGAGCAGGGAGCUUCCUGGAAACCUUAACAGAUCAAAACUUGACACAGACAAUGGAACAUGUAAUCGUAGAAGAUCAUCAAACACAUCAAAAGGAAUUAUCAUAGGCACCGUUACAGGUGGAAUACUUUUUGUUGUUGUGGCUGGAGUGUUUUGCUACUGCUUUUACAAGAAAAAGGUGAUGACUAGGGGAAAGUUUGACCGAGGCAAUUCUAUGACAAAGAAUGCAAUCUAUUCAAUACGAAGCAUGGAUGAUAUCUCAAUAAGAUCAAUAAACAUUCUGAAUUUCAGCCUUGAGAACAUAGAAACUGCUACUCAGCAGUACAAAACUUUGAUAGGUGAAGGUGGUUUUGGAUCUGUUUACCGUGGAACUCUGACAGAUGGCCAAGAAGUGGCGGUAAAGGUUCGCUCAGCAACUUCAACACAGGGUACUCGUGAAUUUAAUAAUGAGUUAAACCUUCUGUCAGCUAUUCGACACGAGAAUCUGGUACCCCUUCUUGGCUAUUGUUAUGAGAAGGACCAACAAAUUCUUGUAUAUCCAUUUAUGUCUAAUGGUUCCCUACAAGAUCGUCUUUAUGGGGAAGCUGCUAGACGCAAAACUCUAGAUUGGCCUACUAGGCUUUCCAUCGCUUUAGGAGCUGCUCGAGGACUGACUUAUCUUCACACAUUUUCGGGCCGAUGUGUAAUACAUAGAGAUGUAAAAUCGAGUAACAUACUAAUGGAUCAGAGCAUGAGUGCCAAAGUAGCAGACUUUGGCUUCUCAAAAUAUGCUCCUCAAGAGGGGGAUAGCGCUGCUUCUCUAGAAGUAAGGGGAACAGCUGGAUACUUGGAUCCAGAGUAUUAUUCAACUCAGCAUUUGACCGCAAAAAGUGAUGUCUUUAGCUUUGGAGUUGUCCUACUUGAGAUUAUAAGUGGAAGAGAACCUCUCAACGUACAAAGGCCACGCAAUGAGUGGAGCUUAGUCGAAUGGGCAAAACCUUAUAUACGGAACUCAAGAAUCGAUGAAAUAGUUGAUCCUAGCAUAAAGGGAGCAUAUCAUGCAGAAGCUAUGUGGAGAGUGGUAGAGGUAGCAUUGCAUUGUAUAGAGACUUUCUCAGCAUACAGACCGAGCAUGGUUGACAUUGUACGCGAGUUAGAAGAUGCUUUGAUUAUAGAGAAUAAUGCAUCUGAAUAUCUCAAGUCCAUGGACAGCUUGGGAGGAUCCUAUCGGUUCUCCAUAGAAAGGACGAUCAUUAUUCCCCCCACUCCAACUCCAACAGAAACAGAAACUUCACCCAUCCUUUCACAACCAGCUCCUCCACAACCAAGAUGAUUAUGAAGAGAAAGCAAAAGUCCCUCACUCUUGUAAUAGGGUUUGGUACAUCAUCUCUACUUAAUUUUCUCCACUCAAAAAGUAUCUGCAUCAUUUCUAUGGAUAUAAGUUAUACACAUCGUUGCACGUUAUCCAAAAUCUAUGAUUUAACGAGGAUGCUAUGUAAUAUAAGUUCAUUCAUCAUUCUCGGUCACUCAGAA